GCUGAGUUUCCUCGAACAGCAUUACAAUAUUUUAGGAUUUAUCUUACCUCCAUCUCCAACCUUCUUCAAAUUCCCACCAUAAACCUGGUUCUAAAGGCCUAAGACCAACAUGUUCAGGCUGCUAAAUUGGAGACCCCAGUGCAACCCCCGGGGUCCCAAUGGGGGACUCAGGAUCAAGACGAUGUACUCUGGUCUCCCGGUUGCCAAUAUUCAGGAAAAGUAUUAGCAGGAGACAUGAUUCUCUCCCUUCUUCUCCCUCUUCCAGCACUAACACAGCUGGUGUGCACAGCUCCUCCCCUUCCAGCACUAACUCCAGCUCAGGGAGCACGGGGAAACGCAGGAGCAUAUUCCGUGCUCCCUCUAUCAGCUUCCACCAUAAGAAGGGGAGUGAGCCUAAGCCAGAACCCACUGACCAGAACCUUAGUAUUUCCAAUGGUGCUCAACCCAGUCACAGCAAUAUGCAGAAACUAAAUUUGGAGGAACAAGUCAAAACCAGGGGAAGACACUCUGUGGGUUUUAGCAGUUCACGAAGUAAGAAGAUAACAAGAUCUUUGACGGAGGAUUUUGAAAGGGAAAAGGAGCCUUCAACUAAUAAGAAUGUCUUUAUAAAUUGUCUAAGUUCUGGCAGAAGUGAAGGGGACGAUUCUGGAUUCACAGAAGAGCAAAGUCGCCGUUCUAUUAGACAGUCAACAAAGAAGCUACUCCCCAAAUCCUUUUCAUCUCACUAUAAGUUUUCUAAGUCAGUUCCUCAGAGCCAAUCCACAUCAUUGGUACAGCAGCCUGAAUUCUCGCUGGCAAUUGCACAAUACCAAGAGCAGGAACCCGCCUUAGGAAGACCUUCCCCAUCUUGCUCUGUGGAUGUAACAGAGCGAGCAGGAAGUUCCUUACAGUCGCCUCUGCUUUCUGCUGACCUGACCACAGCUCAGACCCCUUCAGAAUUUUUGGCCUUGACUGAAGAUUCUUUGUCUGAGGCAGAUGCCUUUCCUAAAAGUGGAAGCGCGGCAUCACACUGCGACAACUCUGGCCACAAUGAUGCUACCUCUCAGCCCACUCCCAAUCCUAUUGCUGUCACAAAGACAAAGAUGGAAUUUGUGGGGACUGCACCCUGCAUGAUGAUGUCUCCGGGGAGGUAUAGGCUAGAAGGUCGGUGUAGCACUGAAUUGCGUUCUUCACCAGAGACCUCCGCUGCUCACCAGAGGGAAGUGUUACUGCAAAGCACUGAGCCCUCUGUUAGGAAUGGGAGUGAUCCAGAGACCCACUUACCAGCUGACCAUCAAAGAGCAGAGAACCCCUUGGCUCAUGCUGGGGAAUCAACGCUGAGAAACAGCUCACCCAGGACACUGGGAUCCUAUGACCAGCACAAGGCACUGGCUGAACGCUUUAAAGGGGUCCACCCUGUUUCAGAUUCAAGGGUAAUCCCUUCCUCUGGGGAUCAUCAUAUUUUUAACAAAACAUCUUAUGGAUAUGAAGCAAGUGCUGCCAAAGUUCUUGCCAGUAGCCUCAGUCCAUAUCGUGAAGGAAGAUAUAUAGAGCGGCGACUGCGGUCCUCGUCUGAAGGGACAGCAGGGAGCGGCAGGAUGGUCUUAAAGCCGAAGGAUGGGCAUGUGGAAUCCAGCAGCUUGAGGAAGCACAGAACGGGGUCCUCCUCUUCCAAAAUGAACAGUCUGGAUGUCUUAAAUCAUUUGGGAUCCUGUGAACUGGAUGAAGAUGAUCUAAUGCUUGAUUUAGAAUUUUUAGAGGAACAGAAUCUUCAACCCCCAGUUUGCCGGGAAGAUUCCUGCCACUCUGUAAUGUCCUGUGCAGCCGUCCUUCUUAGCCCAGUGGAUCCAGCAAAAGAAGUGAAUAUGCUAGAAGAACCAAAACGUCCUGAGCUUUCCAAACAGUUCCAAAGUUGCCGAGUCUCCACUGCUAGGACAUGGCCCAGGACCAGGAGCCUUUCCCUGAAAAUAACAAAAGACACUGAUCAAGAGUCCCGAUGUUCCCAUGUCAGCCGCAUGCCCAACAGUCCCUCUGCAGAUUGGCCCCUGCAGGGUGUGGAGGAAAACGGAGGCAUAGAUUCUCUGUCAUUCAGACUGAUGCUCCAGGAGUGCACAGCGGUGAAGACGCUGCUACUGAAGAUGAAGAGAGUGCUGCAAGAGAGUGAUGUGAGCCCUUCCAGCAGUACCACCUCCCUUCCCAUCAGCCCUCUGACUGAAGAGCCACUGCCUUUUAAGGAUAUAACGAAAGAUGAAUGCUCGAUGCUGAGACUGCAACUGAAGGACAGGGAUGAGCUCAUUUCUCAGCUACAGGCAGAGCUGGAAAAGGUGCAGUAUUUACAGAAGGCAUUUGCUUCACGAGUAGAUAAAUCCACGCAGACUGAACUUCUAGGCUGUGAUGGAUUAAGCCUGAAACGACUGGAGGCUGUCCAAGGAGGGAGAGAGACUAUACACAGAAAUCGAACGAUGAGCCAAAGUCACAGCACAAGGGACAGAAAAGCAAUACAUACUCCCACCGAGGACCGUUUUAGAUACUCUACAGCUGAUCAGACAAGUCCCUAUAAGAACAUCUGCCAAGUCCCAGGUCUGUGUCUAAGCAAUUUCUUGAAGGACAAGGAAUUAGGAGGAGUUAUGAAACACACAAGGGGAAACCAUGAAGCUGUCACCUCAGAAAUGACUCAAAAUUUGAGGACCACUAUGGGACAGAGCUUUCUGAAACCAGCAGCUAAGCCAGAAGGGCUGGCCAUGUUCUCAGAAAAACCAAAGGACCCAGCAGCUCUAUCCCGACAGCACUCCACCUUCACAGGCAGAUUUGGACAACCACCCAGAGGACCUAUCUCCUUACACACAUACAGCAGGAAGAAUGUUUUUCUCCACCACAAUUUACAUACAACAGAGUUCCAGACGCUAGGCCAGCAGGAUGGGUAGAAUGAUCUAUGCCCUGCGAACAAUAGAGAUGGCUAUUGCUCCAUGUGUCAUCUAAGAGUGGUCAUGUCCAUUUUACUACUUUUAUUUUUAGCUGUAAGCAAAGACUUACAGGCUUUUAUUUUAUUUCUAAGAAUGAGAGGUUGAGUAUGUUGACUUACUAGGUUGAAUUGUUCAGAAGAGUUUGCACUCUCUAUGGAAACAUACAUGUAUAAUGAGUGGGAUGAUCUUGCUGGAUUAUGUAGUCUACAAGUUAUUUCUAUUUUUUUUUCUGUACCACUUGCUAAUAUGCAUUGAGGUUUCAAGAAAGUAAUGUCAAAUAGCUCUCUGUUUAUGCUGUUAUUAUGAAGUAGGUUAGAAGGAGUAUAAGAAGGAACUGUACAGUUUUAGAUUACAUAGUUACUAGAAAGAGCAGAACAAACUUAAAGCUUAUACUAGGUGGUGUGUUUGUUAGUGGAAUGAAGCUUGUGUGCAUGUAACCUGAGAUACCUUUGUCUCUCUAUUACAUACAUUCAAGCUUGUGGAGCUAUUGGGAGGGAAGGACCAUUUCUUUAGUUUUUAGAAUAUUUAGUUAAAAUAGUUCACAAAUGAUAGAAAGUCACAACUCUGCUCUUCACUAGGCAUUGAUUUUUAGUUUGUUUUUGUUUUCCUACUGAUAUAGAAAGUAUCAAAAUAUCACAGACUGAAGUGACAGCAGCAUAAUUUUGGCACAUUUGGUGCUUAUCAUCAUGGAUAAAGAACAUUUUUUCCUUUAAAUUUUAAAGAUUUAAUAUUCUAAAAUAUAUAUUCUUUUGCUAUACUUUUUUUGUAUUUUCAGAAUAUUCAUUUAUUUUUAUAUACAUCUAGGUUUACUUUACACUCAUUAAGCCAUGAUGUUUUAAUUAAGAAGCAGAAUUACUGGUUUGGUUUGGUUUGGUUUGGUUUGGUUUGGUUUUUGUAACUUAUAUAUAAAAUUCUGGCUAUAAGCUUAACUAGAUUCUCAACAAAAUAUAAAAUAUGGGAACUUUGGCAAUUAGAUCUACAGAAUAAAUCUCUAACCAAAAUCCUUCAGUCUCAUUUGGUAGCAAAAUUAGUCUUCAAUAUGUAAGGUUUAAUAUUUUGCAUACUUAAGGUAUAGGAGAUAGAUCAAAGGAGCUAAAUAGACUCAUCAUACUCUUUUAAUAAGAGUAUCAAUUGACCGUUUCCUUAGAAAGUUCAGGGCUAGUAACUACUCGCAUUCAGUACAGUGGAUGUAAUGAAACUAUCCAACCCAGUGCAUGUGCUGUUUCUCAUGCAUUCCCUAAAAGGUAGAAUCCAUCAGCAUGCACAAAUGAGAUGAACAAAGGGGAAAUGACAUGGAAGUUUUAGCAUGCCAUUUGACUAAGCUGCUAAUAAUAGAACUACACUGAACAUGCAUUGCCUAAUAUAAAAAUAUAUUUGAACUAUACAUUUUGGGGAAUAAACCUGAGCUGCCCCUCCCAGCUUUAAUUAUUGAAGUUUGGCUAUGCUUGUUCUUAUUUUAUUUUGCUAGUGAAGACAUGUGCAUCACACAAGUUGUCUUUUGUUUGUGUGUGUGUUUAUAAAUCUGCUAAAGAGAAAAAGGUACUGCAGCUUCUUUCCUAACAUUCCCAACAUCGUCUUGAAGCUGCAAAAGUCAUGUGGAUGUGCUUUACGAGCUGGACAAUAUUUGUGAAAUUACAAAAAAAAAAUGAGUAGUUGUAGAAUUCAGCUUGAUUUGUACUGAAAGUUGGUUUCUAUUGUUAGAAUAUUUUACAACUGUAAAUACCCAAGCAUGAUGAACAAAACAAGUUUUUUUUUCUCCAGGAUAUGGAAAAAUAUGCAAGGAAAUAAGUAAUCUUUUUCAUUUGCAUUUUGACGUUUAUAGUUGUUUUCUUGGAAGAUAGCUUUUGAAUUAUACUUUGUAAGAAAUAAUCUAUUUAAAAUAUCCUGUCAUUUAAGAGACAUUUUAAGAGAUGUUUGAAACACUAGUAUUUUCUUGACAAACCUUUUUUAACCUGAAACAUUCAAAAAGAAACCCUGGGAUAACUUGCUCAAUUUUGAAAGGAGGGGUAUUUUUGGAACGAUCACCUUGAGACUGUUCUGUAUCAGUAUUUUCAUCCGUGUUCUAGUUUCAAUGUAAUACCCAGUGUGACUCAGGCCUGGAGAAGGUGCAAGCCCAUGAUGUUAGUGCAGGCCAGGAACAAAGGCAUGGGGUUCUUUCAGAAGUUCCUCUGUGUGGCUAGCCUAAGUCCUAAUGACCUCUUGUGGGCAUUCUUUCAGUGAAUUGAUUUCUUUGUACUAAAAUCUCUAGUUUUCUAAGCCUGUUCCACAUAUUAAACAGUUUUAUACAUUUCUCCAAGGCAGUACAUAUCCAAAGACAUGAUGCCAGGGAAAAAAGUGCUUGUUUUUCUGAUGAAGCAAUGGUCUUCUCCUUUUUCUUCUUUGCAUGCAUUUGUGUAGCUAAGUCUGAAUACCCACGUAACACUUCUGCUGCAGACUCUUCUUAACACCAGGUGUAGAAGAGUUAUUCCAUGAAGGAGAACUGUGUCUACCUGAAAUAAACUAUUCCCACUUUUGUAACCACUGGAAUAUGAAGCUUUCUUUCUAUAUAAAGUCUAUUGUUGUGUUUUCUUUGUUGAAAUAAUUUAAUUUGUUUACUUUUUUACUAUUUUACCCAAUAAAAUUUCUUCAUGCUAGAUUUUUAUAUGCUAAUCGUCGCCACAGAAUAUUGAGCCAUUUCUCAAACUUACACUGCUUCUCUGAUUUGCAACCAUCUUUGCCUAAAUGAUACAAUGAAGCUCUUGCUGCCAUUGGAUAACAAUUAAUCCCCCACUAGCAAUGUGCUUAGGGUGUGCUGCUAGACUCUCAAUAUUCAAGAAUUUAUUUUUAUUUUUUGUUAUUUAUUGACAUGUACACAUGAAAAUGGCAUGAUAGUUAAUAUGAAAUAAUUUCAGGAAAUGGAAUGCAUAAAGUCAUUUAACAUAACAUACUUAGAGAGUUGUCAUGAAUAAUCUGGAUAUUUCUCCUGUGUAUCCAUAUAUAUAUAUAUAUAUGGAUACUUAUGGAUAUAUAUAUAUCCCGAGAUUUAGUCUGGGAUAUAUGUCACAAUCUCCAUGGUGUCUAAGUCUUCUUGAGCUAAAUGAAUA
Mastomys coucha (southern multimammate mouse) is the source of this 6025-nucleotide messenger RNA. RefSeq names its product coiled-coil serine rich protein 1 (gene Ccser1). The record is from RefSeq and is a predicted model, not a curated record. The transcript has 12 exons. The coding region runs from base 159 to 2903 and encodes 914 amino acids. NCBI's taxonomy places the organism in Eukaryota, Metazoa, Chordata, Mammalia, Rodentia, Muridae.